GCUAACCGGAAAAGGAAGUGCGUCAUCGUACUUCCUGGUAGUUGGCGCCAGCAAAAGGCGGGUAAAUGGUGAGGGCCAGUUCGCUGGUUUGUUGCGCAUUACCGCGAAAGUCUGCUCGCAUUUCCCUUUCUGGAAAUCUCACGAAAACAACCAGCCGGGUGCAAUGGCGUGUAAAAGAGGAGCGCUCAUUGUGCUGGAGGGGGUGGACAGGGCCGGGAAAACGACGCAGUGCAAAAAGCUGGUUCAGGCGCUGCAACAAAGCGGUCGGCCCGCAGAGAUGAUGAGGUUCCCCGACAGAACCACGAAAAUUGGAGAGCUGAUCGGCGCCUACCUGGAGAACAAGAGUGAUUUGGAGGACCACACGGUGCACCUGCUGUUCUCUGCAAACCGCUGGGAACUGGUACCUUUAAUGAAGAAGAAGCUGGAGCAAGGCACCAUUCUGGUUGUGGAUAGAUAUGCCUUCUCUGGAGUUGCUUUCACCAGUGCCAAGCCGGACUUCUGUAUAGACUGGUGCAUGAAACCUGAUGUUGGACUGCCAAAGCCGGACCUCGUUGUUUUUCUACAGCUCAGCCCUUCUGAGGCUGCUCUCAGAGGUCAGUUUGGAGAAGAGAGAUAUGAGACCAACGCUUUCCAGAGAAAAGUUCAACAGAAAUUUGAACAGCUGAUGAAAGAUCCCUCAAUCAACUGGCAGGUAAUUGAUGCUUCUCAGAGUGUUGAGGAUGUGCACAAGGACAUCAUCAACCACAGCCAUAGUACUAUAAACACAGCUCAGAACCUGCCGAUUGGUGAGCUAUGGAAGUGAACGUAAACCAGUUUGGGUGAAACUGCUGUUUUAAGACCAAACACUCUGUAUAAUACUAUGUAGUUAUUGUAUUAUUAUUAUUGUUGUUGAUGUUAUCUGCUAUAAUAAUUCUCUUUUGCACACUAUACACUUUGUUUAGCCAAAUUUUUUAGUUGCUAUAGCUUGAUUGAAAGCAGAAGAUAAAUGCAAAUAUAAUAUCACACUGUCUUGAAAUUGAAGAGAGAUAUACAGUUGUCAAAUAUCAGAUUCGGAUUUUAUUUUUAGUUUUAAUCCUCAUACAUGUCUAUUCUUUCACCUGUCUAUAUAUUUUGUUGAUUAAAUAAAUAAUCUUCAAAUGA
Messenger RNA from Xiphias gladius (swordfish), 1140 nucleotides. It is a transcript of the gene dtymk, whose product is annotated as deoxythymidylate kinase (thymidylate kinase). Gene Ontology annotation, molecular function: ATP binding; dTMP kinase activity. NCBI's taxonomy places the organism in Eukaryota, Metazoa, Chordata, Actinopteri, Istiophoriformes, Xiphiidae. Gene Ontology annotation, biological process: dTTP biosynthetic process; dUDP biosynthetic process; dTDP biosynthetic process. The transcript is spliced from 5 exons. Gene Ontology annotation, cellular component: mitochondrion; nucleus; cytoplasm. The record is from RefSeq and is a predicted model, not a curated record. Bases 164 to 802 code for a protein of 212 amino acids.